Salvia hispanica is the source of this 1502-nucleotide messenger RNA. RefSeq lists its product as uncharacterized. The record is from RefSeq and is a predicted model, not a curated record. Lineage: Eukaryota; Viridiplantae; Streptophyta; Magnoliopsida; Lamiales; Lamiaceae.
AACAUACACAGUACACACACUCCAACCAAGCCACUCCAGUGAAAAAAACCCAACUACCCACAAACACCAUAAAUCCACACACCCCUCAUCCCAACCAAGACAAAAGAAGAAACAAAAUUUGGAGAAUAGAAAUUGUUUCCAAAGAAAAACAACAAAUUUGGAGCAAUGGCUACCCAAGAAGAAGAACAAAUCCAAGAAACCCAACACCAAGAAAGCCUCCAUCUCCUCUCCACCUAUCUGGGCCUGAGCUUCGCAAUCUUCCUGGGGUUCUUGCCUAAGAAUUCAAUCCAAUUACUCUCCACAUACCAAACCCAGAACAAAGUUCUCACCUUUAAGCUAAAGCAAGCGGAGGAGCAGCUGAAGCAGCUCCAUUCAAGGAGGAAAGAGGAUUCCAAGGCAAACGCCAGAGUUGUCGAGAUUUUCGCCAGCCACAGGCACGCUUGGCAGCAGGAGGAGAAGCGGCUGCUGCAGCAGAUCGACGAUUGCAGCGAGGAGAUCGCCUUCUUGAAGAGUAAAGUCGAGGACUUUGAGGGAGUGGAGGCCGAUUUCAAGGCCAGCAUUGAGGAUUUGAAGAGAGAGGUUAGUGAGAGAGAGGAGAUGCUGAGCUUCAUGAGCAGGAGUAAUUGUGAGAGCGGUGGGGAGUGCUAUGGUGAUUUGGGCUUGAGCUGUGGUGCUGCCAAAGCUGGGGUUUCGGAGGGGGUUGAUGACUGCUUUAAUAGCCACACUCAUACUGCCUUUACCUCUGAUUUCUUGAAUCCUGCUGCUUCCAAAUUUUGGUCUGAUAAAGCUAGCUUAUGGCAGGAUAUGCAGCAGUACGAGCCAGUCGAGUCUGUUUACCACAUGAAACAUUUCGUGUCUAGAAGGGAGUCCCCUUGGAAGGUAGAUGGUGAUUCUAGUGGAGUCUCAUCGAAAUUAAAGCUGCUUGAGCAAGAACUCCUGAAUUUGGAAAGAGUUUGUAGGUCAGAUCUGUCGAAAGUGCCAUCACAGAUGCGGAAGCAAGCCAAGAGGUACCAAGCAUUAGCAGGAAAGAUCGAUGAUCUCUGCAGGAGAAUGCAAGCUAGUGAUCCAUGUGAAUCCACUCUGAGCUCAGAGUUUCGCAUACAAAGGCAGACAGAGUUCUUGCUUGAAGCAUUUCGUCUGCAGCAACGAGCCUCUGAGACCAGCCAGAAACUCACAGCACUACAGACUGAGAGAGGAAAGAGCUACAGAGAGGAGGUUGAUGGGGCGGCUAACCUAUCCACGAGGCGAUCACUCGACUCCAUCGGAAACAACUUCAAAGAGAUACAAAGGAAUCUUGAGAUAUGGCUGGCAAGAAUCAUAGGAGACCUCGAAGGGCUGCUGUCUAGAGACGGGGCCUCUCGUGCAAGAGAAUACUACGUCUCGAGGUACCCUUUUGCUCACCAGUAAGAGUAGUAAAUAAACAAUGCCAGUAAUCUAAUUUGAUUUGAGUUUGUAGCAGCAUUGGUGAUCAAGAAAAUGUACAGUUUCCUUUUCCCUUUCCC